Chrysemys picta bellii (western painted turtle) is the source of this 3302-nucleotide messenger RNA. RefSeq names its product G protein-coupled receptor 4 (gene GPR4). Lineage: Eukaryota; Metazoa; Chordata; Testudines; Emydidae. Gene Ontology annotation, molecular function: G protein-coupled receptor activity. Gene Ontology annotation, cellular component: membrane. Gene Ontology annotation, biological process: G protein-coupled receptor signaling pathway. The record is from RefSeq and is a predicted model, not a curated record.
GGUUAACCCGCCGGCGGGGCCGGUCUGUGGCUGCGGCUCCUUCCCUGGGUCGUUCAGUCGCGCGGAGCCGGCGCCUCUGGACACCGCCCGGACCCGCUGCUGCCCCAGGAUUGACCCGAGGGCGAGGGGCUGGGCUGGCACCAGGGGCCCCAUGACACCAGGUGGAGACGGCCCAGCGGGGGGCUACGGACCCUGCACGCUGCCCCCCGCCCCCCGGUGACCCCCUGUCCCGGGAGCACUGCACGGAGCUGUGUCCUAGGCUCCCCCGUGGGGCAGGCGGCUCCUCUGACCCCCUGGAUCAUCCCUGCGGGCCUGACCUCCUGUGAGCCCCCAGGGCUGCUUCUCUGGGGAGGGCGGAUGGGGCUGGGGUGAGGGGGCCCCACGGCAGGGCCCAGCCUGCGGCUAUGGAGCCCCUGCCCCGGUGCUGCCCCUGCAGGACGAUCCGCUUGGUCUUGUGGGAAUUGCAGCCCCUGCUCUGAGCAGAGCCCUCCCCGCCCGCCGCCCCCGCCGGACUCUCCACGCCGGGGACCCGCUGGCGCUGAGAAUGUGCAACACCACCCUGGUGAGCUGCAACGUGGAUUCCAAGAUCGACCACCUCUUCCCCCCCACGCUGUACAUCAUGGUCAUCGUCAUGGGGCUGCCCACCAACUGCAUGGCGCUGUGGGCCGCCUACCUGCAGGUCCGGCAGCACAACGAGCUGGGCGUCUACCUGCUCAACCUGUCCGUGGCCGACCUGCUCUACAUCGCCACCCUGCCCCUGUGGAUCGACUACUUCCUGCACUACGACAACUGGAUCCACGGGCAGGAGUCCUGCAAGCUCUUCGGCUUCGUCUUCUACACCAACAUCUACAUCAGCAUCGCCUUCCUGUGCUGCAUCUCCGUGGACCGCUACCUGGCCGUGGCCCACCCGCUGCGCUUCGCCAAGGUGCGCCGGAUCAAGACGGCCGUGGCCGUGAGCGCCGUGGUCUGGGCCAUUGAGAUCGGGGCCAACUCGGCCCCGCUCUUCCACAACGAGCUCUUCCACGACCGCUACAAUCACACCUUCUGCUUCGAGAAGUACCCCAUGGAGGAGUGGGUGGCCUGGAUGAACCUCUACCGGGUUUUCAUCGGCUUCCUCUUCCCCUGGGUGCUCAUGCUCUUCUCCUACCAGGGCAUCCUGCGGGCCGUGCGUGGCAACGUCUCCACCGAGCAGCAGGAGAAAGCCAAGAUCAAGCGGCUGGCCCUCAGCCUCAUCGCCAUCCUCCUCUUCUGCUUCGCCCCGUACCACGUCAUCCUGCUGUCCCGCAGCGCCGUCUACCUCAGCAAGCCUUGCGACUGCAGCUUCGAGGAGAAGGUCUUCGUGGCCUACCACAGCUCGCUGGCCUUCACCAGCCUCAACUGCGUGGCCGACCCCAUCCUGUACUGCUUCGUCAACGAGGGGGCCCGCGGCGACGUGGCCAAGGCCCUGUCCACCCUGCUGCGCUUCCUCACCAGCUCCAAGCCCCAGGAGAUGGCCACCGCCUCGCUUACCCUGGACACCCCACUCUCCUCUAAGAAGAGCAGCUUCUGCCGGCUCCCCGCGCCCCCUCAACCCCUGCCCCCGCCCCCUCCGGGCCCACCCGAUGAGGAGCUGCAGAUGAAGAUCUUGACUUUCAACCCAUGAGCUCUCCCUGUCAGCACCACAGCCCCGGAUGCAAACGAGAUGUAAAUACAGUAUUGUUCUUAAUGAUGAUAACGCAGGGGCCCAGUGAGGCCCCGGGGGGGACACUGCAGGAGGGGGCUGCCUGGCCUGACGGGGGCAGUGCCAGGAUUGCCGGACACCUGGGUUCUGCAGCCACGUGAGAAAGGGGGAAUGGCCGAAAUACAGCUAGAAGGGCUGAGCAGGGCUGGCUGGCUAGUGGAGUGUCAGGGCAGACAGACAGAGAGGGGUGUGUGUGUGGGGGGGGGAGGAAUGGAGGUGUGAUACAAACGGAUGUUUGGAGAUGGAUGACUAUGAGGAUAGACAGAUUGAUAGAGGGAUGUGUAUAGGGAUGGAUGAUGAUGGGUGUGUAUGGCAAUGGAUGGGGGGGGGCUGGAGGCAUGGAUAUGUGGGGGCUGGAGGGGUGUGGAUGGGGCUGGAGCGAUGGAUGGAGGGGUAUGUGAUAGGGCUGGAUUGACCCAGAGGCUGUGAAGAACAAUAGGUGGACAGAGCUGUUGGAUAGAUGGAGAGUGUGACUGGGACUGGGGAGGGAUAGAGGGGGCAAUGCUGCUGACCUGAUGGUUAAUGAGGGUUAUUUAUUUCCUGGGGGGAGGCUGGAGGGGCCCCACUGAAGGAUAGGGGGCCUCCAUGGGGGGAUCAGGGCCCAGACGUGCCAGGCGCUGUACGUUUCUGGAGCGAAUAGUCCCUGCCCCACAGGGAGCAUUUGUGCUGCUAGAUCUGGCCGUGCCAGGGGAGGCAGCCCUGGCCGGUGGGGGCCGGGAUGAACAAAGCGGUGUUUUAAUUGAUCUCUUUCAGACUCUUCCUCCCUCAUAAAGAAACCAAAGCAAAGUGCACAAGCCCCAAACCUCCCAGAAUCCCCUGCAGGUUUGGCCAGCUGGGAGCGAAGGUGGGUCAUUAAGGUCCCGCAGUCUGUACCAGGGAUCCUACCGCUGCCACCAAAAGCCCACAGCUAAUGAUCAGCAUGUGGCCAGGAACAGCUGCCCUUGCUGCCCUACAUCCCUUGGCAUUCACUGGGCACAGAAUCUCCCUGGGCAGAGCCAGGACAGACCCAGGCACUUCUCCAGCCUACCUGAACCGGGCUCCUAGCUGCACUGGGGAGCCAGGACACCUGGGUUCCAUGCCUGCCUCUGCCCAAUGUGCUGGGUGACCUUAGGCAAGUCCCUUCCCUUCUGUGAGUCUGCCCCGUGUCCAUCCAGCCUGGGAGCUCUCCUGAGCCAGGCCGUUUCCCGCUAUGUCUGGGCAGCGCCCGGCCCAUGGGGCCCCAUUUGGGGUUGGUGCUACUGCAGUCCCCAUGGCCUGAGGGCAAUCUGAGACAAAGCUGAGGAGGGGGGGGGGCUCUAGGUCCCCCCCCCCCCCGUUCUCCAGCCACAUGAGAGAAUGCAGCCCAUGGUCUGCCACAGGCGUCUCUCGGUGCCUGAUGCUGGCGUCUCCCCAUGGCCCCAGCCAGCGCCAAGCCCGCGUUGGCAGCAGACGUGGGAACCUCGCGCUAGCACCGGGCGGGCACUUUCGUCAAGGCCCAGUGAGGGACCACACUGGCAUCCGGCUCUCCCGGCUGGGGAGAAAAGCUGGGAAAGGUUGGGGGGGGCCCAGGCACCCCAGGGAGAAUAAAAAGCCCCCUCUCCCA